UCCCAGGAUUCUUCGAGGGGAAACACAUGCUGAAAGAAAGGGAAAAAAGCACUCAGGACAAAGACUGAGCAUGGAGGAAUAUUCCAGUUUCUUAAUUUUUUUUUCUUCUUAACUGAAUGCAUGUGUGCAUGCAUCUCUUGUAUACUGAAUGAAACUUUAUUGCUGCAUGCAAACUCAGAGAAUUGUUUCUGCAUUGAACAAAAUGUGUCUAUCUGCAUGUGUGUUUGCUAUAUCACAUACUUUAUUAUGCUUGCCUUUGAACACUGAACUACUGAACUUCCCUUGAAGUUUUUCCCUGUAGCAUGUGGCUCUGAUUUUGAUUAUUUGCUAGACUUGUUUUCGUUCGCUCGGCUCCUUUGAAGUUGUCUCUGUUUUAAGCUGUUGCAUAGAAGGAUGGAUUCCUCUACACUUCACUUUCUUUUAUUUCUGCUUUUCACCUUCUUCUCCUAUGUUAUUGCUGGAAUGGAUUCUUGCUACGAUGAGGAGGGUGUCCCGAGCCGCUGUUUGCCUAACUUUGAAAAUGCGGCCUUCAAUCGUACAGUGAUCGUUUCAAAUGUGUGCGGUAUCCCGCCUGAGGACUAUUGCAUGCAGACGGGGUCAACGCGAUCAUGCCACUUCUGUGAUGCCUUGAACUUGGAACUGAAUCACAACGCCACUUACCUGACAGACUUCCACACGGAUGAAGAGCCCACCUGGUGGCAGAGCCAGUCCAUGUUCUAUAGAGUUCAGUAUCCUAAUUCAGUCAACAUCACGCUGCAUCUUGGCAAGGCCUUUGAGAUCACAUAUGUCCGUUUGAAGUUCUACACCAGCCGACCGGAGAGCUUUGCCAUCUACAAGCGUACCGAGGAGAAUGGGCCAUGGCAACCGUACCAAUAUUACAGCGCUUCCUGUCACAAGAUGUACGGGAGGGACAAUAAGGGCUUCAUACGUCCAGGCGAGAAUGAAAGGGCGGCACACUGCACGGAUGAAUUUAGUGACAUCUCACCUCUAACUGGCGGAAAUGUGGCCUUCUCCACAUUGGAGGGACGACCCAGUGCCUACAACUUUGACCAGAGUCCUGUGUUACAGGACUGGGUGACAGCUACUGAUAUCCUCAUCUCUCUGGACAGACUGAACACUUUCGGAGACGAGUUCUUCAAAGAUCCCAAAGUGCUUCGUUCAUAUUUUUAUGCCAUUUCUGAUUUCUCCGUGGGGGGCAGGUGCAAGUGUAAUGGCCAUGCCAGUGACUGCUUCACCAAUGAGGAGGGACAUUUGGUGUGUGCUUGUGAGCACAACACUGCAGGGGUCGACUGUCAGCACUGUGCCCCUUUCUACCAGGACCGGCCAUGGGCACGGGCCACCGCCGAUUCAGCCAACCAGUGUGUGAGGUGUAACUGCAGUGGUCUUGCUGAUGAAUGUGUGUUUGAUGCAGAGCAGUACCGCAGCACAGGAAGUGGGGGGCGCUGUGUUGGCUGCAGGGAAAACACAGCUGGCCCUCACUGUGAGAGAUGCAGAGAGAACUUCUUUAGAUCCUUACCGCAGCGGACCUGCCAAAACUGUAACUGUAAUGCAAUGGGGUCCGUGAGUUUGCAGUGUGAUGCAGAGGGAGUGUGUAUGUGCUGGCCAGGUGUGUCUGGUGUGAAGUGUGACAUUUGCAAGUCCGGUUUCCAUUCUCUCGGCCCUGCCGGAUGCAGGUUGUGUGAGUGUGACAACAGGGGCAGUGUAGGAGUGUGUUCAGCCGAAGACGGACGCUGCCAUUGCAAGACUAAUGUGGAGGGUCAGUCCUGCAACAGGUGUAAACCAGGCUCUUUCAACCUCCAAUUGGAAAAUCCAGAUGGCUGUAAAAAAUGCUUUUGCUUUGGACACUCCCUCGCCUGUUCGUCCUCCAAUCAGUACAUGGCAAUUAAUAUUACUUCAGACUUCCUAGAAGAUCCAGAUGGCUGGAAGGGUGUGUUCACCAGAGGGCACGAACAGUCCCUCAUCUGGAAGGAGGGAGAAGUCUAUCUGUUGCCCUACAGAGAGGAGAAUGGCUUCUACAAAGCACCUGAUAAAUAUCUGGGGAACAGGUUGCUAAGUUACGGACGCACACUUGGCGUGUCAUUUACGGCUGAGCUGGAGGAACUCUUGCCCAGAAGUGUGACCGUGAUGCUGGAGGGCUCCGGAAUAUCAGCUACUGCUGAUUUGUACUCUCAACAGGAGAUUUAUUCCUCAUUGGAGAAGAUGCCCAUCAACACUUUCAACCUCAGGUUAACAGAGAAGAGUGUAAAUCCAUCUAUUGCCCCAUUUGAGUUUCUCCGAAUGCUGUACAAUCUAACCGCACUACGUAUCAGCAAUGCAGGAGGCCAGAACUACACCUCCCAGCUCUCCAGGGUAAGCUUUGAAUCUGCAGUCCGGACAAACUACAAUAUGGUUCCACAUGCUUCAUGGGUGGAGGAGUGUACUUGUCCCAUAGGAUUCACUGGGCAGUUCUGUGAACACUGUGCUCCUGGAUUCACCAGGGAAACCCCUAAUGGUGGACCCUUCUCCCCUUGUGUACCUUGCAACUGCAAUCAACAUGGGACCUGCCAUCCUGAAACAGGUGUGUGUGACUGCAGAGAUUUCACCACAGGCCGUUAUUGUGAGCUUUGUGAAGACGGUCACUAUGGCAAUGCACUGACUGGCAGCCCAGGCGAAUGCUUACCUUGUCCUUGUCCAGAUCACACCACCUGUGCCCAGGUGCCAGAGACGGGGGACGUGGUUUGUACCAACUGUCCAACAGGCCAAAGGGGUGUACGGUGUGAAUUAUGUGAAGAUGGUUUCUAUGGCAACCCUCUGGGCUGGGGAGGCAAAGUGCAACCAUGUGUGAGGUGCGAGUGUAAUGGGAACGUGGAUCCCAAUGCAGUGGGUGUGUGCGAUCACAUGACUGGACGCUGCCUGAAAUGCCUGGGACAUACGACUGGGGACCAUUGUGAAAAAUGCAGAUCAGGUUACUACGGCAACGCUUUGGCCAAUGAACUCAAUCCAGAGCGAAAGUGCAAACCUUGUGCCUGUAACGUGGCUGGGACAUCAGGAUCACCGAAUGACUGUCACCCAGAUACAGGAAAAUGUGUUUGCCUGAGUCAUGUGACAGGGAGAGACUGUGGACAGUGCGAAACUGGCUACUUCAACCUGCAGCCAGGCUUGGGCUGCGCAAUGUGUAACUGCAACCCCAUUGGCUCCUCGUCUUCAGCAUGUCAUCCAAUCACAGGACAGUGCAUGUGUCGAACAGGUGUAGAGGGGCUGUCGUGUGACACAUGUCGAAUGGGAUUCUUUGGUUUCUCCUCUAGAGGCUGCAGAGCAUGUAAUUGUGACCCCAUGGGCUCGUCCUUGAUGCAGUGCCAUGACAAUGGGACGUGUUCUUGUCGCCAUGGGUUUGUUGGUUAUAAGUGUGACAAGUGUGAACUGAACUACUACCAGAACCGCCUGACCCACCAAUGUGAGGAGUGCCCUGUGUGCUACAGUCUCAUCAGAGACCAGGCCAGUAAACUGAAGGCCAGACUGCAGGAGUUGGAGACACUGCUCAGCGGCUAUGACUGCAAUAGAUACAGUCGGCAUUAUCGUGGACGCCAGCUGCACAGACACCAACAUAACGGCCUGGACAAUCACAUACAGAAGGACCAAGUUGAAGACUAUCUGCCCAAUGCCCUGGAGGACCUCCUAGCUAUUCAAGAGGCUCGUGAGGCCUUCAUUAAGCAGUUCUCACAGCUGGAAACAUCUGCCCAGACCUUACAGCUGCAGCUGCGUAGCAUUGCAACGGCAUUGAACUGCAACUUAACAGACAGCGGAGGAGAAGUUACAGAGGAAGAAAAGACUCUGAAGGGUGAAAAUGAGUGUCAAGAGCUUGGUGACACAUUAUCCGCUGCUCUGAAUAUGCAAGACCAGCUUCAGAAGAUGACUCUUGACCUUAACAGCAUGGUCAUCCCAUCUGUAAUCCCUAAAGAACCAAACAAAUGGAACGCCAUAGUGAAUGAGUCUGAGGUGCUAGUGAAAAGUCACACAGACAUGGCAGCUCAUAUAGAGCGGAUAGCAGAAGAUGCUGUUAAAAUGGCUAAGAGAACCUAUUCACAGCUGAUAACUUUACUAGAAGACAACUCCACAGAGUCCUAUGUACAGGAUCUCACAGAGAAGCUGGAGGAGAUGCAGCAGUUGAAGGAGAAUCUGACGCUUGAGGUUAAUGAAACUUUAGUGACACACCUGUCACUUCAGAGGCACAACUCCGAGAUAGCUGCCAUUUUAGAGAACAUCACCGCUUCACUAUCUGAACUGCGCAGAACGGAUGGCAAUUUCACCCUCAAAGUGCAGGAGUCCAAUAUAACGUCUUUCUCACAGAUGCUCAAUCAAAUAAAUGUCACAGCAACCCAGGAUCCUGAAAUCACAGAGAUCGAGGACCUGAUGAACAGGACAGCUGAGUUGGAUGUUUCUGUCCAGUCCAAAGAGCAUUUGAUAAAUAAGACCAGAGAGGAAAUACAGCCUCAUGUGGACAGUGCUGACAAACACCUGAAAACUGUUCAAGAGCUCAAGCAGCUGACGGCUGUGGCUGAGGGAUUUAAGGUGUCAGCCGUCUCCUCUGUGGUGACAGGGAAAGAGGUUGAGGCGGAGAUCCUGUCUUUACAGAAGGGUCUGGAAGACAUGGAGCAGGACUGGCCUCAACUGCCCACAUAUAGCAAAGGAUAUCUGAAGAGAGAGAAGUUGCUGAAAGAAAAGACCCUGGUGGAUGUGAAAAAAAGAGUCAGGCAGACAGAGAGAAUGAUCAAGCCUGCAGUGGAGAAUGCUACGGCUGUGAGCAGCACAGCUAAACAUGCCCAGGAAUCUGCAGAUGCAGUGGCUAAAGAUGCCAAAGUGUCCCUCACGCAGGGGAAACGGAUAAAGCAUGCAUCUGGACAGUUGCGUUCAGCUGUGGACACCACCCUGGAGCAGUUGACUGAGCUGGAAAGCCAAGCUGCACAGAAACAGGAAACCAUGGAGGCAGAGGACAUCCAGCUUUCUUCAAGGAGUGUGAUAGACAGCAUGGAGACAGCCAAGAGUCAGCUGGAGUCCUUUACAAACACGCUAACUCUGCUCCUUAAACAGCUGGAUGCUAAUGUGGUGCUGGAGAACUAUGAUCGCAUUCUGAAUGAGACAGCAGCUCGUCUUCGUGUUCUCCAGGGUGCUGUGGAGAGUCCAUCUCUCACCGGAAAGAUUCAGAGGCUCCACAGUGCAGCGCACGAUCAAGAGAAACAGCUGCAAAAUCUUGAACAGAGCCUGCAGGAGAUACGAGAAGAAAGAGACAGUCUGACUGACAUCGCCCAGAACUUGCCUAAAACAUGCCCACAAAAAGGGUACUAAGCCGGGGGAAGGAAGUCUAUCAGUUAUGUAGUCUUUUAGAGAGACAUUGAGGUAGCUCAAAGGAGUUAGUCGCCUCAGAAAAUCUGAAUCAAGGGAAGCCAAAGAACAAAAAAAGUAAACAAACCUCUGAGAUCCCCCUUUCCAUUCCUCUUUCAGCUGCGUCUUGUUAGAAAAGCAAUACUGAACAUAUUAAUGACAUUAAAAUGUAAAUUCUUUAUAAACUUUCA
Onychostoma macrolepis is the source of this 5549-nucleotide messenger RNA. RefSeq names its product laminin, gamma 3 (gene lamc3). Lineage: Eukaryota; Metazoa; Chordata; Actinopteri; Cypriniformes; Cyprinidae. The transcript has 28 exons. The record is from RefSeq and is a predicted model, not a curated record. The coding region runs from base 394 to 5322 and encodes 1642 amino acids.